Molecule: messenger RNA, 1067 nt
Organism: Pimephales promelas (fathead minnow)
Lineage: Eukaryota; Metazoa; Chordata; Actinopteri; Cypriniformes; Leuciscidae
Product: microfibril-associated glycoprotein 4
Biological process (GO): elastic fiber assembly
Source: RefSeq, a predicted model, not a curated record
CAUUUACCUCAUUUAAAUAAAAUUGUCUGUGAUUUUUGUCUAGAUAAAGCAGAUCUACUGUGAUCUACUGAGGAGAAACUGAGAAGAUGGCUCUGAUGGUGUUUUUGGCAGUUCUUCUCUCUGUUGUUCUGGUGAGCGGCUGCAGUCAGGAUGGAGACAUGCCGGCCGACUGUUCUGACCUUUAUAAAGCAGGACAAAAGCUCAGUGGGAUUUACACCAUCUAUCCAGCAGGAGACGUUUCUGUCUGGGUUUACUGUCACAUGGUCUCAGAUGGGAAAGCCGAAGACAACGGAGGAUGGACGGUGUUUCAGAGGAGAAUGGACGGCAGUGUGAAUUUCUAUCGGCCGUGGAGUCAGUACAAGAGAGGAUUCGGGGCAACCGAGGGCGAAUACUGGCUGGGGCUGGAGAACAUGUACCAGCUGACGCGUAACAGAAAGUACAUGCUGAGAGUGGAUCUGGAGGACUUUGAAGGAAGGAAGGGUUUUGCUCUGUACUCGUCCUUCUCUGUGGAUUGUGAAACUGACGGGUAUAAACUGCACGUUUCAGGAUUCACUGACGGAGGAGCAGGCGACUCUUUAUCUGGCCAUAAUGGACAGAAGUUCUCCACCUUUGACAAAGACCAAGACACGUCAGAUGUUGCUAACUGUGCCAAACAGUAUCUCGGGGCAUUUUGGUACACAGACUGUCACUCUACAAACCCCAACGGUGUGUAUUUAUGGGGGGAAGAUCCCACGAUUUACGCCAUUGGAAAUGUUUGGUCAACCUGGAAGAAUUACGCUGUCGGAAUGAAAUCCAUCAGCAUGAAGAUCAGACGUGUGUAUUAGACAUUACAGAGUUUCCCAGAAACAAACAACAAAACAAUCAAAUUAUGGUUUUGGAUUUCCUUUCCUCUGUUAAUUGUGAAACUUGUUAAAUCAUGUUAUGUAUGGUAACUUGGGAUACACAGUAUGACUGUUGUUGUGUGUACUCUCGUCAAUUAUUAUUUGUAUUUUUUUGGGUGACUUUUUUAAAUCUACAACUGAAACAAAUCAACAAUAAACUUCAAUAAACUCUAGCAAUGAAAAGUA